AUGCGGGGCAAUAUUCUUGCCUCAUUUCUUGAGAUAGACCGAACUGUCGAGGCUUUGACAAUCCAGAAGGAUGACGAGCCCAUCACUGUCGUGUUUGAUUUUCUAUCUCGGACUAUUCGGUCAAGGUCAGAGUAUAACGAAAGAGAGACUACGAGAAAGUUUGGCAUACUUGCGAUUGCCGAACCAUUGGGAGUGGUUUUAGAAAAGAUACGUGUUGUCCGAGAGGAUGACUUCGGAGAUGACGAGGAGCUGUACGGUCGGUUUCAUACGUUCGUUUCUGGGGUCAACGUACCGACACAAAACUCCAGAGAACGAGAACUUUACGACAUUGAGAAACCGAUCCAUGUCAAGGAAGGCGAUGUACAUGAGGUUGUCGACGCGACUGUUUUGAUUUAUGGAGUGGAUCGAAGCCAUGAGAUUUUCGUUGCUGGCUGGCUAAAAGAAAGAGACAUCACUCGAGAUGAUGAUUUAGGUUUCCACCAGAUUUCCGUUGCGGUAGAACGGUUAGACCAUGGACCUGUCGUCUUAUCCUUUCGGAAAAGUGAAACCGACGUCGAGGUUCAUGUCCGCAUCAUUAGAAAUUACUUUGAAUACGUAUCUCGCGAAGACGGGUUUGUACCUCUUAACACUGGCGAUGGUGUUCAUCAUGUCCCUCGGUUUGCAGGUGUCGUUCCGAUGCCACACAACAGAGUUAAAGGGAUUGUCGGCGGUGUUAACAUUCUCCCUGAGGGGCCGGAAUCGGUGAGCAACAGACUGCGGUCUGUAGUGCUACUUGGGAUUGGAAUCGUGCCGCAUGUCGGGGACGUCGUGAGUGGGGUUAUCGAUUUGUUAUGGCCAGAGGAGGAAAUGGAGGUAUGGGACGAGAUCAAAGAGCGUGCUGAAGCUCUGAUGAAAAAUUUGAUCACCAAAGAACGUGUGCACGACAUCGAGAAACGACUACGGGGACUUAAACAGACGAUUGAUGAUUAUCAAAACACGUCGAUAGGCUCCCCAGAGAAGGGCAGCUGGAUGGUCAAUGUGAUAAGCUCCUUGAAUGCUGUUCAACCAUUCUUCCUUGACGACCGCAAUCCGGAGGUCAUGCUUCCAUACCUGGUAGCACUGGCAACUCUUACGCUUGCUGUACGUCGAGAACAGAUUGUGUCUUACAAAGAAAUACACGGAAGGGACGACCGCAAUGCCGACUACAAGCUGAGAGAAAUCCGGGGGCAGUAUGAGGAAUUCCAUGAUGCUGUGGUGAGAGCUAGAAAAGGUGCGACGGAAUGGCGAUUAAAUUUAGUUGAAAUACAAGAGGACGAGGACAAGGACAAGUUUGUCGUGAGCGACGAAUUUUCAGGUUAUGUUUCUGACAAAUACAAGGAUCACCCUGGGAUGUUAUACGAGAAUAUCAAGGAAUGUGUGCAGAACGAUUUCAGACGGCGACUUGACGACAUAACGCUGCCGGCGAAGACAUGGAAAUACAUGAUCCCGGACGCCAAAAAGCGCAAAAUAGUGCGAAAGGAGACACUGAGCGUGAGUGGAUUGUUUCCUGUGGCGGAAUGGAGCGGGGAAGAGGGGUCAGUGGACGGGAUGCGCAUUUCGAAGAUAGUAUUUGUGGUUGAUGACUAUGUGAGAGGCGUUGAGGUAUGGCACGGGGAAUCACUCGGGUUAAGAUGUGGAGACAUGUCGCGAGGGGAGGAGAUGCGGUUGGAGUUGGAUUCGGAUGAAGUAAUCAUUGCGGCAAGCGGGAGGGGGGAAAAAGUGAUGCAUGGGAUGUGGGUGUUUACGAGCAAGGGACGGGCGUUUGGGGCGAGCGGGAAGAAGGUAGGAGGGUAUGAAUGGACAGCAGCGGCGCCGAGCUUGGACGGGUAUUUGGAGAGUGUGUUUGUUGAAAAGGGUGGGAUUGGGUUUAGAUGGCGGCAUUGGAUGGAUGAAUGA
Chondrus crispus (carragheen) is the source of this 1914-nucleotide messenger RNA. RefSeq lists its product as hypothetical. Bases 1 to 1914 code for a protein of 637 amino acids. Gene Ontology annotation, biological process: symbiont-mediated killing of host cell. The record is from RefSeq and is a predicted model, not a curated record. Gene Ontology annotation, molecular function: toxin activity. Lineage: Eukaryota; Rhodophyta; Florideophyceae; Gigartinales; Gigartinaceae. The transcript has a single exon.